GCAUGAAUGAACCUGUAUCAUAAUCAUACGCAUGACAGCUAGAAUGCAUUAUUUCAUCACAGGCGGCAAUUCCCGUUUCAUUCUGACCACUCACUCUCAGCGAUGAGCAAUUUCAAGUUACCACAGCUACCAAAUAUCGAAAGCCUCCGUGGAGAACUCUCAUACAAUAGAAAUACAAUAACCUUCCUGAAUUCGCCGAAUGAGUCCGACUUUCCGUCUCUCUCCCCGGAACUUACGGACAACAUCAUCGAUUUUUUGUCAUCUGACCCUCUCAGUCUUAUGCGUACAAGUCUUGUUUGCAGACUCUGGCUUCCUAGGAGUCGGUUUCAUUUAUUUUCCUCCGUGCGCUUGGAGCUAUUGAAGCUGAAGAGGAUUAGCAAGUUCCUGCAACUUAUUCAGUCGCCUAAUUGCACCAUUCAUAUUGGCACUCUUAUUAUUUCGGCGCGGAUUCUGCCUCUAGAAUGGACGCCGGACUAUCAGAAUGAUGUCGCCACUAGCGUAUACUCAAUUCUGACUGUCCCUGGUCCCUGCAGGGCUCUAUCUCGCACAGAGUCACUGGUUCUUGACCAGUUUGAUACCACCAAGACAUGCCUUUCAUUCGCCUUCGGAAUCGAAGCUUUCUCUCGAACCUUCACAAACGUCCAAUCCAUAACGUUCAAACGCGUUCGGUUCCAAAACAGCGCCAACAUGAUGCAAUGUGCCCAAUCCUUUCCCUCGGCGACGAAAUGGACCUGCUCCCAGGUCACAUUCGUUGAUGGAGAUAACACUACUGGCCAUCUUCAUGAUGCAGUGGUCCAAAAAAGCCCAUUGCACAUUGUGGUGCUAGAUGAUGUUCCGGGUUGCGUAUACGAGUGGUUCUUUCUGCAUGAGCAUGAUGAGAAAACCAUGUGCAUGGACACUCUUUCAGCGACUCUGGUCGCUGAUGAUAGGCUUCCUUUUCUGCGAGGGGUGCUUCUAUCACAGAUUGGGUCUCGCCUCGCCGUGUUGGAGAUUUCCUUCCUUGACCAUUAUAUCUCCAGGCAAUCAGACUUCGUAUCCUCAUCUCGAAAUCUCCCCGACUUCUCUCGCCUCACCCAGCUUCGGAGUCUGAGGUUCUGUGACAUUUCUAUAGAUAUAGUGUCUGGGGUGUACCGGAAGGCUAUCCCGCGUCUGCUCUCGCAAAUCCGGUCCCCCUUAUUGGAAGAAGUGUACUUUGAGUGUACCACGUUUGCUCUUCCCCAUCGACCGGCGGGAGGGAAGAAGGAUCUAGCCAAUCGGUCCUGGAUACAUAAUUUCCUGGAUUGGGAUCUUCUUGCGGUGGUUCUUGCGCGGAACCAGUUUGGUGGUUUGAGGAAGCUGUGCUUUGUGUGCCCGUUGUAUUAUGGGGCGAGGUUCACGAGGCUGGCGUGUAGAAAGCUGGAGGAUUGUCCGUGUCGCGGAGUUAUCUCGAUCAUUGAAUCAGGGGUGUGAGUUUCAUGACCUUUGGGUGUAAAUUUUUGGACCUUUCACCUCAGGAAACUCUGUAUUGGGGCACGACGCGUCUGAAAGUAGUAGAGAGAAAACUGCUUCGAACAACGUGUUACAAUGUGC
Messenger RNA from Desarmillaria tabescens, 1569 nucleotides. RefSeq lists its product as uncharacterized. The transcript is spliced from 3 exons. The record is from RefSeq and is a predicted model, not a curated record. Gene Ontology annotation, molecular function: protein binding. Bases 103 to 1449 code for a protein of 448 amino acids. NCBI's taxonomy places the organism in Eukaryota, Fungi, Basidiomycota, Agaricomycetes, Agaricales, Physalacriaceae.